AGCUCUAAACGAAUAGCUCGGCCAUUUCGAAAUUCGAAUUUGCGCGAAGUGCUUCCUCGUCGUUUAAUUUGUGAAAUAAAUUUUAAGUGAUUUUUUUAUUUAAAAACUCGAUGAAAUACAAGCAAAGCCAAUUGUAAGAAAAACCUGAGCUAUCUGGAAACUAGCCAAAGCCUACAAAAGCUAUCUGGAAACUUGCGUUCAAGCUACAAAGAGCUCGAGCUUAUUUUAAUUUCUUGACUAAAUCGCUUAUUAAGAAUCCACCAAUAUGUCAGACUGGGGAGAUGAGCCUUCUGUGCCAGCCACCACUACCAAGGAAGUUUCCGGUUGGAGCGAUGAUGAGGACACUGGUAAGAGCUCCGCUGGAGGCGAUGGCGGCAAGAGAGGCGGCUAUAACAAGGGAGGAGAUCGCGAUGGAGACGCCGAUGGAGGUGGUUACCGCGGGGGCCGCCGUGAAGGAGGCGGCGGAGGGUUCCGAGGUCGUCGCGACGACAAUGAAGAUGGCGAAGAACGUCGGGGAGGCCGCUUCAAUCGGGAGCGCGGAGAACGCGGCGAGAAGGGAGAAGGCGGUUUUGAGAGACGCCGUCGCAAUGACGAUGAUGUGAACAACAACAAUGAGGUCGGCGAAAAUGGCGAGAAGCCGCGUGAAUUUUAUAUUCCGCCGGAGCCGUCUAACGAUGAAACGGAGAUCUUCAGUAGUGGCAUCACUUCGGGCAUUAACUUCUCCAAGUACGACAACAUUCCCGUCAAGGUGAGCGGCGAGGAUGUGCCGAAGCCCAUCAAGAACUUUGACGACGCUAAAUUGCGUGGCAUUGUCGUAGAGAACGUGACCAAAUCGGGUUACAAGGUGCCGACCCCAAUCCAGAAGGUGUCAAUCCCAGUGAUUGCCGCUGGUCGUGAUUUGAUGGCUUGUGCCCAGACUGGCUCUGGUAAAACUGCUGCUUUUCUGUUGCCGAUCCUCACCAAAUUGCUGGAUGAUCCCCAGGAUGUCGAGAUUGGAAAGCCGCAGGCAGUGAUUGUAUCCCCAACUAGGGAGCUGGCUAUUCAGAUCUUCAGUGAAGCGAGGAAGUUUGGCUACGAUUCGUAUCUGAAGAUCAGCAUUGUUUACGGCGGCACCUCGUUCAAGCAUCAGAACGAGUGCAUUACAAAGGGCUGCCAUGUCCUAAUCGCUACUCCGGGACGACUGAUGGACUUUGUGGAGCGUACCUUCAUAACCUUCAGUGACACUCGCUUCGUUGUGUUGGACGAGGCCGAUCGCAUGCUGGACAUGGGCUUCUCGGAAACCAUGCGCAAAUUUAUGACCCACCCGACUAUGCGUCCGGAGCACCAAACUUUGAUGUUCUCGGCCACUUUCCCGGAGGAAAUUCAGCGCUUGGCGGGAGAGUUCUUGAAGAACUAUGUCUUCGUAACCAUAGGCGUGGUUGGAGGGGCCUGUUCCGAUGUGUCGCAGACCAUUUUCGAGGUUAACAAGUUCGCCAAGCGAGCCAAGCUGAUGGAAAUCCUUCGCGAGCAAGCGGAUGGUACCAUCGUUUUUGUAGAGACCAAGCGUGGCGCUGACUUCUUGGCUUCGUUUCUUUCGGAAACAGAAUUUCCGACCACUUCGAUCCAUGGCGAUCGUCUCCAGAGUCAACGCGAGCAGGCCUUGCGUGACUUCAAGAAUGGAUCCAUGAAGGUUAUCAUUGCCACAUCGGUGGCUUCUCGUGGUCUUGAUAUCAAGAACAUCAAGCAUGUGAUCAACUUUGAUAUGCCAAACAAUAUCGAUGAUUAUGUGCAUCGCAUUGGUCGCACUGGCCGUGUCGGAAAUAAUGGUCGUGCCACCUCGUUCUUUGAUCCUGACCAGGAUCGCGGACUCGCUGUAGACUUGAUUAAAAUCCUGGAGGGAGCUAAUCAGACUGUUCCGGAGUUCCUUCGCGAAAUUGGCGGGGGUGGCGGCGGUGGUGGAGGCUACUCCAGCAAGAACUUUGGUGGCGUGGAUGUCCGUGGUGGCGGAAAUACCAUCUCCGACAUAACCAACGCCGAGAAUAACGAGGAUUGGGACUAAGGGACUUAAACUUGGGUCGUAGAUGUUAACUGUUUGAACCUAUCGAAUUAAGAUUGACUGAGUCCACCCCUCGUUAACGUUCGAAUUCCAUAGGCGUAUAUAACAACUAUAUAGUAGCCUUAACUUUAUAAAAAUGCAUCUUAAGAGAA
Molecule: messenger RNA, 2187 nt
Organism: Drosophila suzukii
Lineage: Eukaryota; Metazoa; Arthropoda; Insecta; Diptera; Drosophilidae
Gene: vas
Product: ATP-dependent RNA helicase vasa
Biological process (GO): gamete generation; cell differentiation
Cellular component (GO): nucleus; P granule
Molecular function (GO): RNA binding; RNA helicase activity; ATP binding
Source: RefSeq, a predicted model, not a curated record